This is a messenger RNA of Carassius gibelio (silver crucian carp), 1311 nucleotides long. It is a transcript of the gene tax1bp3, whose product is annotated as Tax1 (human T-cell leukemia virus type I) binding protein 3. Gene Ontology annotation, cellular component: postsynaptic membrane; adherens junction; postsynaptic density. Bases 229 to 606 code for a protein of 125 amino acids. Gene Ontology annotation, biological process: neurotransmitter receptor transport, endosome to postsynaptic membrane; neurotransmitter receptor transport postsynaptic membrane to endosome. The record is from RefSeq and is a predicted model, not a curated record. Gene Ontology annotation, molecular function: protein binding. NCBI's taxonomy places the organism in Eukaryota, Metazoa, Chordata, Actinopteri, Cypriniformes, Cyprinidae. The transcript has 4 exons.
CGUUCAGCGGAUAAAUCCGAUUAAGUAAAUGAAUGAAUAGGAUGAAUAAAACGAGAGAAGUGUGUUGUAGUCUCGAGGGCAGGGUGUGUUGAGCAGCCCAGCCCCAAACUGACACACAGCCAAAGAGGAGGAACUUAGCACCCACACUCGAAUGAUUAUCAGUGAAAAUCACUGAAUUAAACACCCAGGAGUCCCAACGAGGAAUAAAACCGUUAUAACAAGCAGAAAAUGUCGUUCAUCCCCGGUCAGCCUGUCUCAGCUGUUGUGCAACGGAUUGAGAUUCACAAGCUAUAUGAGGGUGAUAAUUUAAUAUUAGGAUUCAGCAUCGGAGGGGGAAUCGACCAAGAUCCAACCCAGAAUCCCUUUUCCGAAGACAAGACAGACAAGGGAAUCUAUGUCACACGUGUAUCUAAAGGUGGACCUGCAGAGGUGGCUGGUCUCCGGCUGGGAGACAAAAUCAUGCAGGUGAAUGGCUGGGACAUGACAAUGGUGACGCAUGAUCAAGCACGGAAAAAACUCACCAAGAAGAAUGAAGAUGUGGUUAGGCUUCUCGUUACUAGAAAAUCGCUGGAGGAAACAGUCAGACAGUCCAUGAUGCAACACUAAUGCACAUCUGAAACACGCUCAUUUGAGCUAAUUGAAUGUCCUUAUUGGUUCAUCAUAUGUUCAGAGCAUGUUUUAACUAAUAAAAUACUGCCAAAGAGUGAUGCCAAGACCCCUUUACAUUCAGAAUGGACAUGUUAAAUAUGAUUUUGACGUAUUGAACUCUAACUGAAUCAGUGUAUGUAUGAAUGAUUGCUCCGAGUACAAUCUAGAUUAAGGUUUGCAUUCCAUAAAUUGCUACGCUACUUUCAAUUUAGCUACACUUUAUGCCAAAUACUACACUAUAUUACCAUAUAUACUCUUGAAUGUAUCACAGAGUCUGUGAGCUCCUUAUCAUUUCAUUCAUAGAUUUCAAGGGCUACAGUGAUUUGUUCCUCAUUUUUUUGGUCAACAUGUCAUAUACGCCUGUUAAUUAUCAAAAAAGGUACUGUGGGAAACAGCCAGUUUUAGUACUUUAAUGACCACUAAUUUUGCUAGUUUUUAAAUGUAUUACUCAUUUUUUAACUUUUGUUUUUGUAUUUAAUUAACACAGUGUUAUCCUAUCAAAAUUAAUCUACAUUUGGCACAAUUGAGAACACUGCAGUUUUGUAUCUAGUGAUACCUUAUCAUAUGUUUCCCGUUUUGAAAAUGUUUUUGAUACCAAUUCUUGGGAGGUUUGAUUGUAUGGGGAUAUAUUUUCAUGUAUACGAAUAAAGGAAUCUUCUUGCA